AUGGUCUUUUAUGGCAACAAGUUCACCGGGAACUGUGUGAUGAAUACCCAGGAGGGUAGGCGUUGUAGGAGGAAGGCACCCCUGCCUGUUGAUGAAGUCGAAGAAUGCUGGCAGCACCGACAACAGCCAGCCGAGGUCCAGCUGUGCUCUGCACAUAUCGGGCUUCAUGGGAAUGGUCGACGUUGCAGCCGGCGUGGACGUCACUCGCUAGACGAAAACGCCGUUGAACUCUACUGCACGCAACACGUCAACAAGUUGCAUCGCGAGAACGGUCGUGCGGAGGUCGUUCCUGCUAAUCGCCAACAGCAGGAUGAACAGCGUAGGAGGGCGGAGGAGCGUGAGCAACUCCACCCGAGACGAAGGUCACCGCGUCUGGUAGAGCGAGAGAUCGCAGCUGCCGCCGCUGUUCAACUCGCCGCUGAGAGAGAGCAACGUCGUGCCGCCAAUCGGGCAAACCAGAACCUGCGGAGGUCGGCCCGGAUUGCCGCGAGGCGAGGCAAUGUGUGAUAAUAGCCUGGACUGAUUCGCAGAAGCAGCAGGGGGGAGACCGAGGGGGGAUACUGGGUCGAACACUGCUGAGGUUCUCGGGACGUAAACGCCUUGCUAUAGGAGUAGUAGGGAGGAAGCCGAGACGGGUAGUGCAUGGUCACUCAAAACCAGACCCGCUGCACUAUCGUGGUCAAGAAAGACUGGGUGUGGUCAGUCGAGGUAGACGCCGGAGGCCAUUCCCUUUCUUUGACCGCCUGUAGAUAUUUCCAAGAAGAUCAGGCCUCACCGUGGGACGCGCACACACGUCGUAAGUAUGCAGGUAUUUCAAUGUCUACCUUGUGAUAAUUUAUUCCUACUCACCAGAUCAGUUUACCCAAUACCUCCUAGUAGAAGUCAUGUAUACCUCUUAGGUUUGACAUGUUGGUUACUACAUUGAGAACUUGUGAAUAUUCGGCCGAAAAUCUAUAUACGUUAUAUUGUUAUAAGGGUUCAGAAGUUGUCUUUUUUUUUGUAAGUUUAGUUAUGGGUUUUGCAAUCAUCCAUCUCGUAAAAGCAGUUGUACUGAUAUUUCGUUGGGUAUCUUGUAAGAGCUAGACUUGGCAGGAGCUGUCCAAUUACCCAGUUUGUAAUUAGCACCAAAUAUCCACUAAAUUUAUAUCUGAACAUGGAGAGGCCUAAUUGGGAUUCUAGAACUGGAGGGGUCACAUGAAUGCCAUUUAUCUCCAUUUAGAGAUGCAAAACUUUACCUGUGUAUUAUGAAAUAUCAUACUGGUGCAUAAAAUAAAAUGAAUGUUUGAACAUGUUACCAGUAUUUUUCUCAGUUUGCACAUUUUUUAAAACCAAAUUUUCAAACUGCAAUUACAAACUGGCCUAUUAUAGGAUGUGUACUGAUAAGGUACUUGUAGACAGAAUGAAUAUUCUUUCAUGUGGAAUGCACAAAAGAAUAAGAAAAGAAGAUGCCAACAAUUAAUGAUGAACUUACAAAAAUGGUUGCAAACUAAUGAUGAAAUACAAUUAAAAAAAUAUCAAAUUUAAAAAGAGAAGUAAAAUGAAAAAUAAAAUAAAAUGGACAAAUAAUUACAUUGAAUAGUAUACAUUCUUUUUAUUAAAAAAGGUUUAGAAAUGAAGUUUAAAAGUGUAUGUGUGUUCUGUUCAAAGUCGAGAUGAGUUACAAGGGAAACCAGUGAACCACUAUAAUCGUUUAUAAGCAUCAGUGAUCAUAAAUUUCUUGGUAAAGUUUUACAGUCCCUUAAAAGAAACAACUCAAAUCUCAUCUUCUCCCAUUUGCAAUUUCUUUUAUUCAAUCCUAUUUUCGUAUACAUUAUAUCCAUGUUAUGCAUAUAUAGGUUCUACUCAUAUAAAGCAAAUCCCCUUUUGUUUCUCUAUUUGUCAUGGAUUAUUCUCAAUUCUAUCUUUUAAAGGAGUGCAUAUUCCUGACAUGUUUAUGUUACCAAUUCAAAGAAGAACCACAAAAUCACAUAUGAAGAAAAAAAUCUAAGUCACCUCACACCUUUAUGUGGCUGGGGUCAAAUGAGUUGUCCAUUUGAAGUUGAAAAUGGCUGGUAUUUUUGUAUUAAUUUAGUUUAUUAUUCAUAUUUACCAGAGGACAUACUAAGCAUUAUAUCAGACAAAAAAAA
This is a messenger RNA of Strongylocentrotus purpuratus (purple sea urchin), 2126 nucleotides long. RefSeq lists its product as uncharacterized. The coding region runs from base 1 to 507 and encodes 168 amino acids. The transcript has 5 exons. Lineage: Eukaryota; Metazoa; Echinodermata; Echinoidea; Camarodonta; Strongylocentrotidae. The record is from RefSeq and is a predicted model, not a curated record.